AUGAGCUCGCCUCCCCUCCUUCGCCCAGCUAUACUUGUCAUCUCCGACACCGCGGCAGCCGAUCCAUCAACCGACAAAUCCAUCCCCAUCCUCAAGGACGUAUUCUCCCAAGACGGGGCGGGGAAAUGGACUGAGCCGCUGUUUGAGAUUGUCAAGGACGAUGUGCUGGAGAUCCAGCGGGUGGUCCGCUCGUGGACGGAUUCCGAGAAUGAAACCACGAAUGGCGGCGUGGUCAACUUGGUCGUCACGACCGGGGGCACAGGCUUCGCGCGACGAGACUUUACUCCGGAAGCUAUUGCGCCUCUGAUCCACCGUCAUGCUCCCGGUAUCGUCCACGGGAUGUUGUCUGCUUCGUUCCAGAUCACGCCCUUCGCCAUGAUGUCGCGGCCUGUGGCUGGCGUGAGAAAUAAAUCCAUCAUUAUCACCUUGCCCGGGUCGCCCAAGGGCGCCAAGGAGAACCUUCAAGCUGUGUUGAAACUGUUGCCACAUGCAUGUUUGCAAGCGGCAGGCCAGGAUUCCAGAGCGGCCCAUGUGGGAGGAGUAAAGAAGCUGGAGAAGGAGGCGGGAGUUGGCCCAGCAGCUUCCGGUGGUGCUGCUUCAGCAACGCUGAGCGCGACGGCGGGGCCAGCCGCUACAGCAACUGGCGGACAUGAUCAUGGCCAUUCUCAUCAACACAAUCACCAUCACAACCACGACCACGACCACAGCCAUGGAGGCGGCGGGCACAGAAUCCCAAAAGCACACACCACCCCCGCCGAGCGACCUCAACUACAAUCCAACGACCCCAGACUCGGGGCCACCGCACGGCACCGAUCAUCCCCAUACCCCAUGCUGAGUGUCUCAGAUGCCGUGUCGAAAAUUCUAGAGACCGCACCGUCUCCCACAAUCGAAAUGAGAGGCGUAUCACCCGACCUGGUAGGCUACGUGGCCGCGGAAGACAUCAAAGCCGCAGAGUCUGUGCCGGCCUACCGCGCGAGCAUAGUGGACGGAUACGCAGUUAUCGUCCCCACCGCCGACAAGGACAAGGCGACUUCUUCGCAAAAUAGUAGUAUCAAGGGCGUCUUCCCCGUCGCCUCUGUCUCGCACGCCCAAGCGUCGUCCUUACCCCCUCCUCUCCAAAAGGGCCAGAUCGCCCGCAUCACCACGGGGGCGCCGCUGCCGGAAAAUGCCAACGCGGUAGUCAUGGUCGAAGACACGGUCAUCUCCACACUCACGCCGGACGGGAAGGAAGAAGCCAGCGUGGAAAUCCUCACGGAUGAACUCGUGGAGGGUGAAAACAUUCGUGAACCGGGCAGCGACAUCGAACUGGGUCAAGUGGUUGUGGCCAAGGGCACGCAGAUCAGUGCGUUGGGCGGAGAGAUCGGAGUGCUCGCGGCAGCGGGGAUCAAGACAGUGCCAGUAUACAGAAAACCACGGGUGGGAGUCAUGUCGACAGGCGACGAGGUGAUGGACGUUACAUACGAGGGGCCACUAAGCGGCGGCAUGAUCCGCGACUCGAACCGACCAUCGCUACUGACACUGUUACGAGGAUGGCGGAUGUGCGAGGAAGUCGUGGACCUAGGGGUCGCGCGGGACACACCGCACAACGAACUCGAACACAAGCUGCGCGACGCGUUCCAGCUCCAAAAUCUGGACCUGGUCAUCACAACCGGGGGUGUGUCGAUGGGCGAACUCGACCUUUUGAAACCGACCAUCGAGCGCGCGCUGGGGGGACAAGUCCACUUCGGCCGCGUGAGCAUGAAGCCCGGCAAACCCACCACUUUCGCCAGCGUGCCCAUCAAAAAUCCCAUCCAUGACGCCGGUACGGGCGCGGGCGCUGGCUCGCGAGAGAAGAGACUCAUCUUCGGCCUCCCGGGAAACCCAGCCAGCGCGCUCGUCACGGCCAACCUGUUCGUGCUGCCCUGCGUCCAGCACAUGACGGGCCUUCCCGAGGCAAAGGGGUGUCAGCGUGUCAAAGUGCGCGUCCAGGGCCGGGUGCGCUGCGACAAGGCCCGCGUCGAGUACCAUCGCGUCUUGGUCUCGGUCGAUCCCAGUGACGGCGCGGGCAGGCUCGUGGCCCGGAGCACGGGCAUGCAGAGGAGUUCGAGGGUCGGCAGUCUGGCGAGUGCCAAUGGAUUGUUGGUCCUUCCUCAAAGGGAAGGAUAUAUUGAGGACGGAGGCGAGUGUGAGGCCCUGAUGGUCGGUAUGGUGCUUGGAUAUUGA
Molecule: messenger RNA, 2202 nt
Organism: Fonsecaea multimorphosa CBS 102226
Lineage: Eukaryota; Fungi; Ascomycota; Eurotiomycetes; Chaetothyriales; Herpotrichiellaceae
Exons: 1
Coding region: 1-2202 (733 amino acids)
Biological process (GO): molybdenum incorporation into molybdenum-molybdopterin complex; Mo-molybdopterin cofactor biosynthetic process
Cellular component (GO): cytoplasm; cytosol
Molecular function (GO): molybdopterin molybdotransferase activity
Source: RefSeq, a predicted model, not a curated record